Messenger RNA from Monoraphidium neglectum, 723 nucleotides. RefSeq lists its product as hypothetical. The coding region runs from base 1 to 723 and encodes 240 amino acids. The record is from RefSeq and is a predicted model, not a curated record. The transcript is spliced from 5 exons. NCBI's taxonomy places the organism in Eukaryota, Viridiplantae, Chlorophyta, Chlorophyceae, Sphaeropleales, Selenastraceae.
AUGGCGGCCGACAUGUCAAGCAUUGAUGGCUGCACGACUGAGCUGGAGGCGGUGCGCCACGAUGCGCGCGGCGCGUUUGCGUACUUCUCGGCGCCGCGGCUUGCAUUCAUGGAGAACGCAGGCGGCAGUCAGGUGCCGCGUUGCGUGGCCGACGCGGUGCGCGACCAUCUGCUGCACGACUGCGCUCAGCUGGGCGCCGGCUAUGACGUUUCAAACAGGUCCACCUCCACAGUGGACGCGGCUCAUGAUGCAGUGGCCGCGCUCAUGGGCGCGCCGCCCGGCUCGGGCCACGUCGCGCUCGGGCCCAGCAGCUCCCAGCUGCUGGCGGCCCUCGGCGGCUGCUACUCGCGCCUGCUGGGGCCGGGGGACGAGGUCGUGGUGCAGGAGUCGUGCCACGAGGCCAACGCAGGGCCAUGGGUGCGCUGCGCAGAGUCCUCUGGCGCCACGCUGCGUUGGUGGCGCACCGACGUGACCCCCUCUUUCUCCAGCGGCGGCAGCGGCGGCGGCGGCGGCUCGGCCGCCGAUAACGCCACCAGCGCCUCGUCUGACGCCGCCGCCGCCGCCGCCGGCGGGCGCCUCUGGGUGUCCUUCCCCUGCGCCUCCCGGCCGGGCCGGCUGGCGGCGCUGCUGUCCGAGCGCACGCGGGUUGUGGCGGUGACUCACGUCAGCAACCUGCUGGGGGGAGUGGCAGACCUGCGGGCGCUCGUGGCGACGAACGCCUGA